CACAGAACAAGGUCGAACGCAGGUCUUUGACUUCGGUCCAUGUCGAAGCCCAGCUCCUGCAGAUUCCUUUGUCUGGCUACCACUUUGAACUUUGUUCAACUAUCUACUGUCACCAUGGAGGCCCCUAACUCAGAGGCGCCAGUCAACUGCACAGUUAACGACAACAUGCUGCCCUUCACAGUCUCCUACUCGGUCAUCUUCCUGAUCGGCUUGGUGGGCAGCUUGGUGGCGCUGUGGGUGUUCAUACAAAGCCGUGACGCCAAGAAAUGCAUCAGCGUCUACCUGAUCAACCUCUUGACCUCAGACUUCCUGCUCACGCUGGCCCUGCCCUUCAAGAUCGCUGUCAACCUCGGCGUGGCGCCUUGGGGCCUCAAGAUCUUCCACUGCCAGGUCUCCGCCGUGCUCAUCUACAUCAACAUGUACGCCUCCAUCAUCUUCCUCACCUUCAUCAGCGCUGACCGCUACCUGCAGCUCACCCCGAGCUCGCGGUUCUUCCGCAUCCAGGAGGCGGGCUUCGCCAGGAUGAUGUCGGCGGUGGUGUGGGCGGUGGUGCUCUUCAUCAUGGUGCCCAACAUGGUCAUCCCCAUCCGGGACAUCCCGGAGAAGCCACUGGUCACCUGCGCCGAGUUCAAGCAGGAGCUGGGGCUGCACUGGCACACGUUCUCCAGCUUUCUGUGCGUGGCCGUCUUCCUCAACACCUCGGUCGCUGUGCUCUGCUCCAACGCCUUUGUGCUGAGGCACCUUUGGGGGAGCCGGGGCGGCAGCGCAGAGGAGCAGGCCAGCGCCCGCCACGCUGCCCGCAGCAUCGCCGUGGUGACGCUGGCCUACGUGGUGUGCUUCGUGCCAUACCACGCGGUGCGCGCGCCCUACACCCUCACCCAGAACCGGGUGAUCACCGACUGCUGGCUGAAGCGCCACCUCUACCUGGCCAAGGAGGCCACGCUGCUAAUGGCGGUGCUGCAUCUCUGCUUCGACCCCAUCCUCUACUUCUACCUCUCCCACAGCUUCAGGCAAAGGGUCACAGAGGCUUUUCGGACCAAGGGGGACGCCUCCGUCCUGCCCCAAAUCCCUGAAAGUCCCCCACAGCCUUGAGUCUUGGGCCUGGGCACAGACUAAAUGAGUACUGCUAAUGCUUGGGAGAUACA
Messenger RNA from Megalops cyprinoides (Indo-Pacific tarpon), 1145 nucleotides. Its product is annotated as probable G-protein coupled receptor 171. Gene Ontology annotation, cellular component: membrane. Gene Ontology annotation, molecular function: G protein-coupled purinergic nucleotide receptor activity. Lineage: Eukaryota; Metazoa; Chordata; Actinopteri; Elopiformes; Megalopidae. Gene Ontology annotation, biological process: G protein-coupled receptor signaling pathway. The record is from RefSeq and is a predicted model, not a curated record. The transcript has 2 exons. The coding region runs from base 40 to 1092 and encodes 350 amino acids.